Molecule: messenger RNA, 189 nt
Organism: Sparassis crispa
Lineage: Eukaryota; Fungi; Basidiomycota; Agaricomycetes; Polyporales; Sparassidaceae
Exons: 3
Coding region: 1-189 (62 amino acids)
Source: RefSeq, a predicted model, not a curated record
AUGGUUUUUGCUUCCUAUUGCUUCCUAUUCAUCGUGACCGUUCUCAUUUGUCCUCCGGUGUGUCUUACACCGUCAUAUCAAUGGUGGUACUCCGGUGAGGCCAUGUCUUCCUAUGAGAUGAAUGAGGAGCGCGGAACAGAGGAGAAACUCGUGACCGUAGUAAAGCUCUAUCUUUCAAACUGGCGGUAA